GUGACAGCGUAGUCAUCGAAACGUAAUACUUUUAAAUAUCAUAUCGGUUGUGCCAUAUAACUUAUAUCAUAUUUACUUUACCAACACGAAGAACAUGUUGCAGAUUAUCUAAGGGUCGAAUAUCACCACGUGGUCUUGGAAGAAAUCAUCAACCUAUGUCAUUAUAUCUGUAUACAUACAAUAAUGAUAUAACAUAUUCUGAGCCUUGGGUUAGGAAUUGGUGUCAAACCCCUGAACAGAUCACAACUGACAGGGUCAGCAUCUUAGUCUUUAUUCGAAAAUGACCGAGGUGAUACGAUUGUUAAUAAAAUAUUUCUCCAGUUAUGUAGAUAGCGAUACAUUUCAGCGGAAACCACUUCCGGUAUGGCGGAUAUGUCGUUUCUUGACAUCCGCAGUCCUUGUUUCUGUGUAAUUUGUGAAUUAAUCAGCGUUAAUAUUGUUACGUAUAACUGGAAAUAGUUUUACCUGACAUUUUGACAUAAACAUGGUGCUGGUGUGGCAUCUACGCUACACGCAACUUGACGAUACACACUUAUCUCCCCUUCUUCCUUCUCAGGACCCUCCCAAGAUGAUGGAAGGGCGGAAAAGACGUUCCCUGGAAGAAGACAUUGUCUCGCAGGGACAAAAGAGGAUCCGUUUACAGGAACCAGACGUAAUACAGCAAGUGCGAAAACAAGAAAUCGAAGUCCUUCAAACGUUCGACUUCAACAACAUUUAUGAAAAUGUGGAGUUUACCAAAGUCAUGACUCUAGACCAAUACCGGAAGUGCCGUCCAUAUAAAGUUUUCCAUUAUCCCGGCAGAAGCAAAGGAGAGAUAGUCUUUCAUCUGAGUUGUGAUGGCAGUUUUGAACUCACUGCAAUAAACGUUUGUCUGACUCACUGUGCCACUAACUGUCAUGGCGUAGUUGACAUGUACGUCAAUGGGCAGCCAUUUUUACUUGGAUAUCGGAAUGCUAAUGCAUUAGAUUUUGAGGAGCAAGUUUUCCGUAUACCACCAUCUUUGUGUAUAGCAGGUGUCAACGUUUUCUCUAUAGUGCUAAAUGAAUCUAGUCCUGGUGUCUAUUGGCUCUCGGAUGCACGCGUGGCUAUAGAAAAACUUAUGUGAGCGAUGCUUAUGGAGAACUAGUGUGGUUCUAGUCCUGAUAGAGUGGCACUGUUAAGCACGUGGAAAGCUAUCUUAGUUUAGCCUCGUUGUGACUGUAGAUGUUCCAACCUCACGCCACAAACGAUAACUCCUCAUACCUUUUUAGUUUAGACCUCAGUUUAUCGUAAAGCGCUCAUUAGAACGAGACUGCGGCAAACAUGUACAUGUAUGCUGUGUUAUGUCUGUCUUAAAUGUCAAUGUUACCUAGUUUUUAAGUCUUUUACAAAUGUCACAGUAUGAUAUUUUGCGCUACAUUGUGUGUCGAUGUUUGUAAUAUUUAUCAUGGAAAUGUACUCGUGGUGCUAAAAUGGAUGUUGUGAUGUAUUUAUACUUUCAUGAGUAAUAUGUGAUAUGAGCAAUUCCUUGUAAAUGUUUGUGCAUUCUCUUGAACACGUGCACCGCCAUUUUUGGUGUAAACCUGAUCGUACAAACCAGUAUGUAAUACACACAAAUGAGAAUGGUACUGAUAUGAUAACUGUAACAGAGAGCAUGAUAAAUUAGAUUUAAAUAACAAAAGGGCUCUUUUAAAAUAUAUAGUAAUGAACAGAGUAUCUGAGAUAUAAAACGUGUGUAAAACACAGUGUUAUUUUAUUUGAGUAUGUUGGUAAACCAUUUAAAGAAAUAGCCAAUGCACCAGGACAUCGCUAACAUGGAUAUGUUUACAGCGAUGGAAGUAAAGAAUUCCUGCUUCGUACAUCGCUAAUCAAUUAAGACAAUAAAAGCAUAUCAUCCGUUAUACGAUGUAUGUCCGGCAGCAUUACCACGUCUAGAUAUAUCCCAUGAUAUUAUAUUGUACACAAUACCACGCCCAUAUAUGGUACACAAUACCACCCCCAUAUAUGAUACACAUUGCCACCCUCAUAUAUGGUACACAAUACCACCCCCAUAUAUGGUACACAAUACUACCCCCAUAUAUGGUAAACAUUGCCACCCCCAUAUAUGGUUAACAUUGCCACCCCCAUAUAUGGUACACAUUGCCACCCCCAUAUAUGGUAAACAUUGCCACCCCCAUAUAUGGUAAACAUUGCCACCCCCAUAUAUGGUACACAAUACCACCCCCAUAUAUGGUAAAUAUUGCCACCCCCAUAUAGUGUACACAUUGCCACCCCCAUAUAUGGUACACAUUGCCACCCCCAUAUAUGGUACACAAUACCACCCCCAUAUAUGGUACACAAUACUACCCCCAUAUAUGGUAAAUAUUGCCACCCCCAUAUAGUGUACACAUUGCCACCCCCAUAUAUGGUACACAUUGCCACCCCAUAUAUGGUACACAUUGUCACGCCCAUAUAGUGUACACAUUAUCACGCCCAUAUAGUGUACACAUUGUCACGCCCAUAUAGUGUACACAUUGGCACCCCCAUAUAGUGUACACAUUGUCACGCCCAUAUCGUGUACACAUUGUCACGCCCAUAUAGUGUACACAUUGUCACGCCCAUAUAGUGUACACAUUGUCACGCCCAUAUAGUGUACACAUUGUCACGCCCAUAUAGUGUACACAUUGUCACGCCCAUAUAGUGUACACAUUGUCACGCCCAUAUAGUGUACACUUUGUCACGCCCAUAUAGUGUACACAUUGUCACACCCAUAUAGUGUACACAUUGUCACACCCAUAUAGUGUACACAUUGGCACGACCAUAUUCUGUACACGUCGCCAGGUUCAUGCACUCUUUGUUACGCCUAUAUUUAUACACUGAAAUUUCAUGACUCUGCCUGACAGCUGUAGUAUCUAGGGAAAUGCUGAAACAUUAUGCUAAUAAUUUGCAAUAUUGAUUAAGUUAUUAUUUAUAUAUAUAUAUUUCAGUAUGUUACUAUCUGUGUGUUAUCUUUUUAGAAUUGUUUCUACUUUCAGCAUUUGGAUAUGUUUUUAAAAAGGUUUGAAACCCGAACAAUUGGCGUUCACUGUUACCGCUUUACGCUAUGUUAUUACUUAAUCAUGGCUACAUCAUAAAAUUGUUAUCUUUUCAAAUUGCCUGUGAUAUUUCGAACUUUCCGAUAUUGAUUUUACAACAAAUUUAGAUGUUGAUAUUUCAGUGUGAUGACAUUUAUCAUUUUAGUCUGAUGAUUUUAUAUAUAAGUUUUUCUUUAUCUUUUAUUUCUACACGUUUUAUUUAUGAUUUUAUCAAUACUUUAUAUUAUUAAUUAAUAUUUACAAAUUUCUCACAAAUAUUAACUUGUAUGCAAAGAGCGACUAUAACUGUAAAAAAUCACUGUUGGAAAUUAUUAUCAUGAGUUAUAUUGUCCACAACCAUAUUUUGUCAAUCAGUCCAAAAAAUAACAAUACAAUUCGAUAGAUCCUACAAGAAUGCAUGUAAACGCUUGUCAAAAAAAAAAUCAAGAAAAAAAAAAAAAAAAAAAAAAAACAACAACCCA
Pecten maximus is the source of this 3514-nucleotide messenger RNA. RefSeq lists its product as uncharacterized. The coding region runs from base 485 to 1105 and encodes 206 amino acids. The transcript has 2 exons. The record is from RefSeq and is a predicted model, not a curated record. Lineage: Eukaryota; Metazoa; Mollusca; Bivalvia; Pectinida; Pectinidae.